AGCCUGUUGAAGCUUCUGAAAGGGAACCUUUAAAAGAACCGAAUUUUUAGGUGCUUGGCUGCUCAAAUUUCCAUUGGUACAAUGAGCUUUCGGGUAAAAGUUUUUAAAAAGGAUCCUGGUGACUUGUGGAAAAAGAGAAGAACCAUGAGGAGAAUAAAUCAAGGGGAAAUUCAAAGAUAUAGUUCUCAAGAGAGACCCAGACUUCUGGAGCCCUUGGAUUAUGAAACAGUCAUUGAAGAGCUUGAGAAAACUUAUUGGAAUGAUCCUCUUAGAGAUCUCAUUUUCUUCCCCAAUGAUGAUUUCUCAACAGCCACAAUUUCUUGGGAUAUCCAAACACUGUAUUCGACUGUGCCAGAAGAUGCCGAACACAAAGCAGAAAAUUUAUUUGUGAAAGAGGCUUGCCAAUUUUACAAUUCCCAGUGGUAUGUAGUGAACUACAAAUAUGAAAAAUAUUCUGGAGACAUUCGACAUUUGCCACAAACAGAAUUCAGACCAGAGAAACUACCUUCCCAUUCUUUUGAAGUUGACCAUGAAGAUGCUGAUAAGGAUGAAGACACCACAUCCCACUCAUCUUCCAAAGGAGGUGGAGGACCAGGAGGGCCAGGAGUCUUCAAGUCUGGCUGGCUUUACAAGGGGAAUUUUAACAGCACAGUCAACAACAGCAUCACUGUCCGGUCAUUCAAAAAGCGUUACUUUCAGCUGACUCAGUUGCCAGAUAACUCCUACAUUAUGAACUUCUACAGAGAUGAGAAGAUAUCCAAAGAACCUAAAGGCUGUAUCUUUUUGGAUUCCUGUACAGGUGUUGUGCAGAAUAACAGACUAAGAAAAUACGCCUUUGAAUUGAAAAUGAAUGACCUGACAUAUUUUGUGCUGGCGGCUGAAACAGAGCUGGAUAUGGAUGAAUGGAUUCACACUCUCAACAAAAUCCUCCAGAUAAAUCCUGAGGGGCCCCUUCAGGAAAGAAAGAGUGCAGACCUCACAGAUCUCAGGCUGGAUUCUCUGGAAAAUCCUAUGACUUGUGAAUGCACAUCAGAGGAAACAGAUUCUUCAGAGAACAACUUGCAUCCAGAAUUUGCAAAAUACCUCACAGAAACAGAAGAAACUGUUAAAAUGUCUCGAAACAUGGAGAGGCUAAAUCUAUUCUCUCUGGAUCCAGACAUAGAUGCCUUAAAACUUCAGAGAAAGGAUCUUUUGGAAACAGAAUCCAUGAUCAGGCCAUUCGAAGAAAAGGCAGCCAAGAGAUUUAUGAUUGUUUGUAAAUCUCUCAACUUAAAUCUUCAGGGAUGCGUCACUGAGAAUGAAAAUGAUCCAUUGACUAAUAUUGAACCUUUCUUUGUGAGCUUGGCCCUUUAUGAUACCAGAGACUACAGAAAGAUUUCUGCAGAUUUUAAUGUGGAUCUGAACCAUACGCUUGUUCGACAGAUGGUUUCAGGUGCUUCAGUGGCCUUGGAAAAUGGCAACAUUGACACAGUUAGCCCCAGACAGUCAGAAGAACCACACGUCAAGGGAUUUCCUGAAGAAUGGCUGAAGUAUCCAAAGCAGGCUAUAUUUUCUGUAAGUAACCCACACUCUGACAUUGUUUUGGUGGCCAAGAUUGAGAAAGUGCUUAUGGGAAAUAUCGCCAGUGGUGCUGAACCUUAUAUUAAAAAUCCAGACUCCAACAAGUAUGUGCAGAAGAUAUUAAAGUCAAAUAGGCAGUUCUGCAGCAAGUUGGGGAAAUACCACAUGCCAUUUGCUUGGGCAGUGAGAUCAGUAUUUAAGGAUAACCAGGGGAAUGUGGACAGAGACUCAAGAUUUUCUCCACUGUACAAGCAAGAAAGUAGCAAGAUUUCCACUGAAGACCUGAUUAAACUGGUAUCAGAUUAUAGGAGGGCAGACAAGAUAAGCAAAACACAGAUCAUCCCUGGAAGCCUGGAUAUUAUAGUUGAAAAUGUACCUCUGGAGCAUCCAAACUGUGUGACCUCAUCCUUUACCCCCAUCAAGCCUUUUGAUGUGAUGGUUCAACAGGAGCCCACGGUAGAAGUGGAAGAAUUUGUUUAUGAUUCAACCAAGUAUUCCCGGCCUUAUCGGGUAUAUAAAAACCAAAUUUAUGUCUACCCAAAGCACCUCAAGUAUGAUGGGCAGAAAUGUUUCAACAAGGCACGAAAUAUAACUGUGUGCAUUGAAUUCAGAAACUCAGAUGAAGAAGGUGCCAAGCCAGUGAAGUGUAUUUACGGGAAACCUGGAGGGCCACUGUUCACUACCGCAGCAUACACAACAGUACUCCAUCAUUCCCAGAAUCCUGACUUCUCUGAUGAGGUGAAAAUUGAGCUGCCCACACAACUCCAUGAGAAACAUCACAUUUUGUUUUCAUUUUAUCACAUCACAUGCGACAUCAAUGCAAAGUCUAAUGCCAAAAAGAAGGAGGCUCUGGAGACAUCAGUUGGCUACGCUUGGCUUCCUUUGAUGAAAGGUGAUCAGCUAGCAUCUAAAGAAUAUAAUAUACCGGUAGCAACCAUUCUGCCUCCUAAUUACUUAAGCCUUCAAGAUUCUGCAACUGGAAAGCACAGUGGGAGUGACUUUAAAUGGGUGGAUGGUGGGAAACCACUUUUCAAAGUAACAACAUUUGUUGUAUCAACAGUGAAUACUCAGGAUCCAUAUGUGAAUACAUUUUUUCAGCAGUGCCAAAAAAGAGAAAAAGAUAUGUCUCAGCCUCCUACCUCAAGUUUUGUGCUCUCUUGUAAGAACUUGCUGAAUGUAGAGAAGAUUCAUGCAAUCAUGAGUUUUCUUCCCAUCAUCUUGAAUCAACUCUUCAAAGUUCUGGUUCAGAAUGAAGAUGAUGACGUUACCACCACUGUUACCAGGGUUCUAACUGAUAUCGUGAGUAAAUGCCAUGAGGAGCAGCUAGACCACUCCGUCAAAUCUUAUAUAAAGUAUGUAUUCAAGACUACAACAUACAAAGAGAGGACAGUCCAUGAGGAACUGACAAAGAACAUGGCUGGUCUUCUGAAAUCAAAUGAGUUAGCAACAGUCAAACACGUCUUGAAGCAUUCCUGGUUCUUCUUUGACAUUAUCUUGAAGUCAAUGGCACAGCACUUGGUUGACACAAAGAAAAUUGAGCUUCAACGGGCUCAGAGGUUUCCUUACUCUUACCAAAGUGAAUUGGACGCACUAGUAAUGGUCAUCUCAGACCAUGUGAGUUGGAAGUAUAAAGACGCUGUUGAAGAAACAAGAAGAGCAAACCAGAGUGUCGCCAGAUUUCUUAAGCGCUGCUUUACAUUUUUGGACCGUGGAUUUGUAUUUAAAAUGGUCAAUAACUACAUAAGCAGCAUAUUCUUCCCAGAUGAUCUCAAGACGCUAAGCCAGUACAAAUUUGAUUUUCUUCAAGAAGUAUGCUAUCAUGAACAUUUUAUUCCUUUGUGUCUCCCCAUACGUUCAGCCAACAUUCCAGACCCUUUGACACCUUCAGAAUCAACUCAGGAGCUACAUGCAUCAGAUAUGCCUGAAUAUACUGUCACCAAUGAAUUUUGCCGCAAACACUUCUUAAUUGGAAUUUUGCUCCGAGAGGUCGGCUUUGCACUGCAGGAAGACCAAGAUAUCAGACACUUAGCAUUAGCCGUUCUUAAAAAUAUAAUGGCUAAACAUUCAUUUGAUGAUCGAUACAGGGAACCAGAUAAGCAGGCCCAAAUAGCCACUUUAUAUAUGCCUCUCUAUGGAAUGCUGCUUGACAAUAUGCCAAGGAUUUACCUGAAGGAUCUGUUUCCUUUUACAGUCAAUACAUCUAAUCAGGGAUCCAGGGAUGACUUGAGCACCAAUGGAGGAUUUCAGAGCCAGUCAGCUAUGAAGCACGCUAAUUCUGUGGAUACGUCAUUUUCUAAAGAUGUUCUUAACUCCAUAGCAGCUUUUUCAUCAAUAGCUAUUUCUACAGUAAACCAUGGUGACUCCAGAGCUUCACUUGCCAGUCUUGACUCCAAUCCGAGUACCAACGAGAAAAGCAGUGAGAAAACUGACAACUGUGAAAAGAUUGUAAGGCCGCUGUCUCUGAUAGGACUGACGCUGAGAUAUGACAAGCUUGAUCAAGCAGAAACUAGGAGUCUCCUUAUGUGUUUUCUUCACAUAAUGAAGACCAUUUCAGAAGAGACUUUGAUUUCCUACUGGCAAAGGGCACCCAUUUCAGAAAUAUCUGAUUUUUUCAGCAUAUUGGAUGUUUGUCUUCAAAAUUUCAGAUACCUGGGCAAACGUAAUAUAAUAAGGAAAAUUGCUGCUGCAUUUAAGUUUGUCCAGGCAACCCAGAAUAAUGGAACUCUCAAAGGUUCUAACUCCUCCUGUCAGACCACAGGUCUCCUCUCACAAUGGAUGCAUACCACUUCCAGUCAUGAAGGGCAUAAGCAUCACAGAUCUCAAACCUUACCUAUAAUCCGUGGCAAAAAUGCACUUUCUAACCCCAAACUGUUACAAAUGUUGGAUAACACCAUCACCAGUAAUUCCAAUGAAAUAGACAUUGUGCACCAUGUAGACACAGAGGCCAAUACCGCCACUGAGGUUUGCCUCACCAUUCUGGAUCUGCUGAGCCUCUUCACUCGUGUCCACCAGAGACAACUCCAGCAAUCUGAAUGCCAGAAUUCAAUGAUGAAAAGAAUUUUUGAUACCUACCUUCUCUUUUUACAAGUGAAUCAGUCGGCAACUGCUCUGAAACAUGUUUUUGCUGCAUUAAGGUUGUUUGUAUCAAAGUUCCCUUCAGCAUUCUUCCAAGGGCAGGCCGACCUCUGUGGAUCAUUCUGCUAUGAAGUCUUAAAAUGCUGUAACCACAGGUCACGGUCAACUCAGACAGAGGCCUCCGCACUCCUUUAUUUCUUCAUGAGGAAGAAUUUUGAAUUUAACAAGCAGAAGUCAAUAGUCAGGUCCCACUUACAACUCAUUAAGGCUGUAAGCCAGUUAAUAGCCGAUGCAGGAAUUGGAGGAUCCCGGUUUCAACAUUCCCUUGCAAUUACAAAUAAUUUUGCCAAUGGAGACAAACAAAUGAAAAACAGUCAUUUCCCAGCAGAGGUGAAAGACCUAACGAAACGGAUUCGGACGGUCCUCAUGGCCACAGCUCAGAUGAAGGAGCAUGAGAAAGACCCUGAGAUGCUAGUGGAUCUCCAGUACAGCCUGGCAAAUUCCUACGCAAGCACCCCGGAGUUACGAAGGACGUGGCUAGAAAGCAUGGCCAAGAUUCAUGCAAAAAAUGGAGAUUUGUCAGAGGCUGCUAUGUGUUAUAUCCACAUAGCUGCCCUCAUCGCAGAGUACCUGAAAAGAAAGGGUUACUGGAAAAUGGAAAAGAUUUGCACAUCAGCUAUGCUCCCGGAGGAUGUUCACAUCUGUGAUAGCAAUCAGUUACUAACAACUCACAAUGGAGGAAGCAUGUUUUCUAUGGGUUGGCCUGCUUUCUUGAGCAUCACACCAAAUAUCAAAGAAGAAGGAGCUAUGAAAGAAGAUUCAGGGAUGCAGGAUACACCCUAUAAUGAGAAUAUCCUGGUGGAGCAACUCUACAUGUGUGUUGAGUUUCUGUGGAAGUCUGAGAGAUACGAGCUUAUCGCUGAUGUCAACAAGCCCAUCAUUGCAGUCUUUGAGAAGCAGAGAGACUUCAAAAAAUUAUCAGAUCUCUACUAUGACAUCCAUCGGUCAUAUCUGAAAGUUGCAGAAGUGGUGAAUUCCGAAAAACGACUCUUUGGUCGCUAUUAUCGUGUGGCAUUUUAUGGACAG
Molecule: messenger RNA, 5721 nt
Organism: Trichosurus vulpecula (common brushtail)
Lineage: Eukaryota; Metazoa; Chordata; Mammalia; Diprotodontia; Phalangeridae
Gene: DOCK10
Product: dedicator of cytokinesis 10
Biological process (GO): regulation of cell migration; small GTPase-mediated signal transduction; dendritic spine morphogenesis
Molecular function (GO): guanyl-nucleotide exchange factor activity
Source: RefSeq, a predicted model, not a curated record